UUGGGGUUUCUUGAUUUUGUGUUAUUACACCAUAACUGUUGUUUGGGGUUUUUUGUUUUGGUGUUUCUUGAUUUGGGGUGUUGAGAGAUUUGGGUAAACUUUGAUUGUUCGAAUUGAUCGGACGGUGGAGAAAUUGAGUGGUAUUAUGCAGGCUGCUGAUCAGACGGUGUUGAGUUUGAGACCAGGUGGUGGUGGUGGUGGUAAUAGAAGCAGAGUACCUAGGUUUGAAGCUUCUUUUACCAAUUCUGAUCUGCCAUUGCUACGUCCACAUGGGGUUGGUGGUGGUUCAUCUGUUGAAAGAUCAAUCAAGACUGGAGACUCACGUUUUGAGGGCUGUGAGCGUAUUAAGUAUACUCGAGAUCAGUUGCUGCAACUGAGGGAGGUGGUUAUUAACAUUUCUGAUGAUAUUCUUCUAAUCAAGCAAGAAGUUGAAUCUGAAUUGUUUGGUGAAGAUGGCAGUCGAGGUCGUGCAGACACUAAUGUCCAAUCUCAGACUCGUUAUUCUGAGCCAGAUUCCCGUGAUUGGCGAAGCAAAUCAUCACAAUUUUCUUCCCCCGCAGAGGACAGAUGGGACGCUCAGCGAGAAAACAGAGAAUUUGGUGGCCGGCAAGAACAGCUUAACUCACAGUUUGCGAGAACUCACAUAUCUCCCAGCCAAGGGGGAGGACCUGCUCCCACGCUAAUCAAAGCUGAGCUUCCAUGGUCAGUUAGGAGAGGCAAUUUAUCCGACAAAGAUCGUGUCUUGAAGACUGUAAAGGGUAUACUCAACAAGCUGACUCCCGAGAAGUUUGAUCUCCUCAAAGGUCAACUGAUAGAUUCAGGGAUUACAAGCGCUGACAUCCUAAAGGGUGUUAUUUCCUUGAUAUUUGACAAGGCUGUAUUGGAACCAACAUUUUGUCCAAUGUAUGCCCAACUGUGUUCUGAUCUCAAUGAAAAGCUGCCCCCCUUUCCUUCUGAUGAACCUGGUGGCAAAGAGAUUACGUUCAAGCGUGUUCUAUUGAAUAACUGUCAGGAGGCAUUUGAAGGUGCCGACAAACUGCGACAAGAGGCGAGGCAAAUGACAGCUCCUGAACAGGAGUCAGAACGCAAGGACAAAGAAAGGUUGAUCAAGUUGCGCACUCUUGGCAAUAUUAAGCUUAUUGGAGAGCUUUUGAAGCAAAAGAUGGUUCCUGAAAAGAUUGUUCACCACAUUGUUCAGGAACUAUUAGGACAAGAUCCCAAAAGUUGUCCGGAAGAAGAGAAUGUGGAAGCCAUUUGUCAGUUCUUCAAUACCAUUGGAAAGCAGCUCAAUGAGAACCAAAAAUCAAGGCGCAUCAACGAUGUGUACUUUAACCGGUUGAAGGAACUAUCAACAAACCCUCAGUUGGUUCCACGGCUAAGGUUUAUGGUUCGUGAUGUGCUGGAUUUACGUUCCAAUAACUGGGUCCCUAGGCGAGAAGAGGUGAAAGCAAAAACCAUCACGGAGAUUCACUCUGAAGCGGAAAAGACCUUGGGGUUGCGCCCUGGUGCCACUGCAAGCAUGAGAAAUUCUCGUGGUCCUCCUGCUCAAGGAAAUUUGAGUCCUGGUGGCUUCCCUAUCAAUCGGCCAGGCACUGGUGGUAUGAUGCCCGGAAUGCCAGGAGCUAGGAAGAUGCCUGGUGCGCCUGGGAUGGAUAACGACGACUGGGAAGUUCCUAGAUCCCGGUCGAUGCCUAGAGGUAAUGGAUCACUCGUGCAGCCUGGUGGACGAGGUCAGGCACCAUUGGUUGGCAAGUCGCCCUCAUUGAACCCAAGACUUCUGCCUCAGGGUAGUGGUGGCUUCGUGGGUGGCAGGCCUAGUGCCCUCUUGCAAGGUAGUGGUGCUCCUCCUGCUCGCCCAUUGAGCUAUGGUUUUGGCAUGGAGCCUGCAUCACAGGUUCACGGACCAGUUAGACCUCCUCCAGCAACCGUUGUUUCUCCAUCUGCUGAAAAACCACAGGCUCCUGCUGCUCGUUCGACACCUGAACUAAAGAGAGAGACAAUAUCUCUUCUGGAGGAAUAUUUCAGCGUUCGGAUUCUGGCAGAAGCUUUGCAAUGUGUUGAGGAACUCAAAUCCCCAGCCUACCAUCCUGAGGUUGUCAAAGAAGCAAUAUCAAUUGGUCUGGACAAAAGCCCACCACGCGUUGAACCAGUUGCACAGUUUCUCGAACACUUGUUUGUGAAGAAAGUUUUCACCACCGGGGACUUGGUCACUGGUUUCUUGAACUUUGCCUCUCUGCUGGAUGACCUUGCCAUGGAUCUACCAAAAGCACCAGUAAAUUUCGGUGACAUAGUUGCUCGACUAGUUUUGGCUGGAGCUUUCGACUUCAAGGUGGUCAAUGAGAUCCUGAAGAAGGUAACUGAUGAUCUAUACCAGAAAGACAUAUUCACGGCUACAAUGGGAGCUAUUAGCUCUAGUCCUACAGGCCUAGCAGUAUUGGAUUCGCAAGCACCCGACGUUGAGGCAUGCCAAAUUCUUUUCCAAUAAAAAGCUCAACUCUUCGUGAAGAGCGAUUUUCUGUUACCUCAGUAGAUUGAAUGUACUGAAAACUCACUUUUCAGCCUUGCGUGUUCACGCCCAACAGAGAAAGCGCAACAACUGAAUCACAGGUUGAUUUUUACGCGAGUUGUAUUUUUUUCUAAGGUAUAAGUAGUGUGUUAAAGGAAAGAUUUUGCCUUUUGAGGAUGGUUAAUUGUACUCCAUAUUUGCUCUAGGCAAAAAGGCCCUCAUUUUGUAUUACAUUAGUUAUUUAUUUAUUAUCUCUUCUCUUUCUUUUUGACUAGAUGAUAAAAAGUUUUUGUCAAAUCUGUUGGGUUCAUACUGCAACUGUUUAAGCCUUUAUACACUACCAUUUUUGAUUUA
Molecule: messenger RNA, 2860 nt
Organism: Capsicum annuum
Lineage: Eukaryota; Viridiplantae; Streptophyta; Magnoliopsida; Solanales; Solanaceae
Product: eukaryotic translation initiation factor
Cellular component (GO): eukaryotic translation initiation factor 4F complex
Molecular function (GO): mRNA binding; translation initiation factor activity; protein binding
Source: RefSeq, a predicted model, not a curated record